AUGGGGAAGCAGCACUUCCUCAAGGCGGCGGCCAGGGCUCUGCGGAGGGCCUGCCCGCCGCAGGCCCGCUAUCUCAUGUGGUCCUACUAUGUUUCGCAUGCUGACAAAAAGAAGUCCGAUGACUUGUGCCCUCGGUGUUUCCAGUUCCUGACGCUGGACAUCUGCAGAGUGCGCCUCAAGCCCAAACCGAAAAUAACGCCGCAGAUCGAGAAACUUCUGAAACGGGAGGCGGACGGGACGCGGAGGCUCAGUUUUAAGCAAAGGCAAAUUCUCAGCCGAUACAAGAACUCCCCAAACACUCUGCUGGUCACCUGUCCUUCGUGCAACAAGGCCGUCAGUAGGAAAGGUAAGAGCCGAAGUUUUCCGGGAGCCCCGCCCGGGAGCUGGAACACACCCAAAACGCAGCCCGCAAGGAAGACACCAGACGGAAAGACGGUGAAAUCAGCCAGUAAGAUGAAUUCCUCCUUCGGCCCCCAUCAAUCCGGCUCCGGAGGCAGCGGCAGCCCCGCGCUCCCUUUCAGAUCAUCUUCUGGCCAGUCGACCCCCAUUUCCUCCUCAAAGGACCCCGGCAAAAGAAAGCAGCAUUUCUCUCAGCUGAAGAUGCUCCUCAAAGGUGAAGAGACCCCCAAGAAGGGAAAGGGGGACUUCAGGAAUUUCUUACUGUCCCUCUGAA
This is a messenger RNA of Tachyglossus aculeatus (Australian echidna), 673 nucleotides long. RefSeq names its product chromosome X3 C18orf21 homolog (gene RMP24). The record is from RefSeq and is a predicted model, not a curated record. Bases 1 to 672 code for a protein of 223 amino acids. Lineage: Eukaryota; Metazoa; Chordata; Mammalia; Monotremata; Tachyglossidae. The transcript has 5 exons.